AUGUCAGGAACCAAAGCUGCGCUGAAAGCUAUAAAUGCUGCAGUUCAAUCUCAAAAGUAUGAUGAAGCUGUUCAACAAGCUCGGAAUCUUCUCAAUUCGGACCCAAAUAGUUACCAGGCAAAUAUCUUCUUAGGGUAUGCCUACAGUAAAUCGUCGAAAUUCACAGAAGCUGAAGAAGCUUACGAAGCUGCAACCAAAAUCAGAGAAGGGGAGCCGCAAGCAUGGCAAGGUCUUAUCCAGUUAUACGAGAAGCAAGGCGGUUCCAAAGUUGGACAAUAUCAAGUCGCAGCUUUGCAUUUAGCUCAAAUCUAUCAAGCUCACGACGACAAAUACAAAUGUCAAGAUGUCAUUGACAAGUUUCUCGCCUUUGCCAAAAAUCAAGGAACCCGCUUGCAACAUAGAAAAUCCAUGGAGAUCAUUCUACCUGACAGCCCAAUAUAUGCAUAUCUGGAGGGUCGUGUUCCUCAUCCUUCACAUACCUAUCAAAUUAUAGCUCAGAUUACAGAAUUUGAAGAGAAAGAGCGCAUAAACAAGGAAAUCGGAGAAAGACGAACGAGGUUGGGUGCCAAAAUUAGUCAAGUGACUGUCGAAGUCAAACGGGAAGUUUUAAGAGAUAGUGAUUUGGAGGAAAUCUACAACAAGAUCAUAGACUGGACGACUGAUGAUGAGAUUCGUCGGCAAUACGAAGAAAAACUCGUCCAGAGAUGUCUAGAGGCCCUGGUUAUUCUUCCGCCGGGAGAUGCAAAAACGGAGAAACGCGCAAAGGUAUUCAAGCUGGCAACGGAUAUGGUAAUAAUUAAACAUCCGUACAAGUUGGCCUGGGAUAUUGCUAUUGAGUGGCAGGACCCCGAAAAUGUCCAAAGCUUGGAUGUUAAUAUUCUGCGAGAAUACAUAGAUUUCUUCCCUACAAGUGGACUUGCUCAAGUUCUACGAGGAUUCAUCUCCAGUGAGAUUUCGCCAUUCCCGCCUCCACCACGCACUCCAGCUCUUGUACCAAAUAAAGAAGAUCGUGAUGAAAGUAGUUCCGAUGAAGACGAUGGGGGAGGAGUGACAUUGGAUGACUUCUCGAUGCUUGCAGCAGAUCGCCUGUUGAUCAUGUCAGAGGGCAUGUCGGACUCACUUACAUCAAUAUUGGCACACCGUCUCAUGGGAGAGUACUAUCAAUUUCUAGAUGAACAUGAAAGUGUUGUGGAACUUACACGAAACGCAAAGCGGCUUGCAGUGGAAGAAUCAAACAAAAUUGGUUUAAAAUUUAAAAACGCAUCCCAAUCUUUUGAUGUCUUGUUAGGUACUGCUCUCGUAUUUUAUCAGUCACCCAAGAAUCACCCAGAAGCAAAAGCUUUAUUUGAUGGACUGCUAAAGGAAAAUCCGUUCUCAACUCCUGCUCUCAUUGGAAUUGGUUUGAUUUAUGAGGAGGAAGACGACUUCCCUGCUGCUAUUGACUUCCUUGGACGUGCAUUACAACGAGACCCUGCGAAUGUUCGAGUGAAGGCCGAAGCCGCGUGGGUGAAGGCUAUUAAUGGCGAUUAUAUCCGUGGACGUGAAGAGCUGGAAGAGUGCUUACCGCAAAUCGAAGCUAAAGAUUUAAAAUCUCGAGACUUACUGGCCCAAACGCAAUACCGUGUGGGUGUCUGCCUUUGGAAUAUAGAUACAUCGAAAUCUGCACGCAAGGAUAGGAAAGGUGCUUACUCAUAUUUUCUCGCAUCGUUGAAAAGCAACCUCAAUUUUGCUCCUGCAUAUACCAGUCUCGGUAUAUUUUAUGCAGACUAUUUGAAUGAUAAGAAGAGAUCUCGAAAGUGUUUCCAAAAAGCCUUUGAGCUCUCACCCUCGGAAGUGGAAGCCGCCGAACGCCUGGCUAGGAUAUUCGCCGGCCAGGGCGAGUGGGAGUUGGUCGAGUCAGUCGCUCAACGAGUUAUCAAUUCAGGCAAGGUCAGACCAGCACCUGGCUCGAAGAAAAAGGGUAUCAGUUGGCCAUUUGCCGCUCUAGGAACUGCGGAGUUGAAUAGACAGGACUACUCGAAGAGCAUUGUUUCUUUUCAAUCCGCACUUCGCAUCACACCUUCUGAUUAUCAUUCAUGGGUCGGUCUUGGCGAAAGUUAUCACAAUUCUGGGCGCUAUGUUGCUGCAACAAAAGCUUUUCAUCAUGCCGAACAAUUCGAAAGUGAAAUCGAACAAACACAGAAUGGUGAGACUUGGUUUGCGAAGCAUAUGCUCGCAAAUGUAAAACGUGAGCUAGGAGACUUUGAUGAUGCCAUUGAGGGCUAUAAAGCUGUACUUCAAGGCCGUCAAGCGGAAUUUGGGGUUUCCAUUGCGUUGAUUCAGACUUUAGUUGAUAGUGCUUGGGAUAGUAUAGAAAAGGGGCUUUUUGGACAAGCUACCCAACGUGCAGCUGAAGCUAUUGAGAUUGCUAGUGAAAUUCUAGAGAGUAAAACCGAUGCUUUCAAUCUCUGGAGAGCUGUAGGCGACGCUUGCGCUGUCUACUCUUGGGUUUGGAGCCGUGUCAACGAGUUCCCUGAUGCAAAUGUUAGGAAACUACUCGAACAAUGGACCGCUACUUAUGAUAUUUUUGGAGACGUCGAUGGAGUUUCCGUGGAUGUCGUUUUUGCUAAGGGCCUAUAUCCUGCCGAUGAAGAAGACGGAUUGUACCGAACUCGAUGUCUUCAUGCAGCAAUCCUAGCCCACAAGCGAGCUAUUCAUGUUUCAUCUCACGAUACGCACGCUCAAGCAGUCGCUUAUUACAACCUUGGUUGGAUUGAGCAUCGUGCUCAUGUCUGCCUGUCUCCUAGUUUAAAGAAGAAAUCUACCAGAUACCAGAAAGCAGCAGUGAGAUGUUUCAAAAGAGCUAUUGAACUAGAAGCAGGCAACUCAGAAUUUUGGAACGCGUUGGGCAUUGUCACCAGCAACUUGAACCCGAAGGUUGCACAACAUUCUUUUGUUCGAAGUCUUUACUUGAACGAGAGAAGUGCUCAGGCAUGGACCAACUUAGGAACACUAUAUCUCCUACAGAAUGAUUAUCAGCUUGCUAACGAUGCUUUCGCAAGAGCUCAAUCGACCGAUCCAGACUACUCACAUGCUUGGAUUGGACAGGGCCUUCUCGCGCUAAUGAUGGGCGAUGAGAAAGAGUCCAAUCUUCUUUUUACCCAUGCUAUGGAAAUCUCUGGCUCAUCUUCUUUGAUCACGCAUCGACAGUACUCACAAUCCACUUUUGAUCAGAUCUUAGCUUCCAAGAAUGCUUCUAAUGCAUCGGAUUUGGUGAAACCACUGUUUGCGUUGAUUCAAGUACAAUCGAUGGCACCAACUGAUCUUGUCUCGAAGCACCUUUCAUCACUUUUCUCCGAGCGUGCAAAUGAUAUUUGUUCUGCUGUAACAACCUUGAGCUCAAUUUGUGGAGCAGCUGAAGCUGAUUACGAAGUCACGGAAUCACCAGAAUCACUAUCUCGAUUCGCUUUGGCGAAAGCAGAUCUCGCCCGAUCUCAGUUGGCAAAUCAUGAGUAUGAAGAAGCCGUCGAAAGUGGAGACCUCGCCUUACAGCUCUGCAAUGAAGAUAGCGGCAAUGAGCUUUCUGUAGAAGCUCGUCAAAAAUGCAGACUAUCAGCUCAUCUUACCGUUGGCUUAGCACAAUACUACUUAAAUAACUUAGAUACAGCUCUUGAAUACUUUGAGCCUGCUCUCAAAGAAUCCAAAGGAAAUCCUGAUGCAGUAUGCGUCCUUGCUCAGGUUUUAUGGGCUCAUGGCACCGAAUCGUCUCGUUCUAAAGCACAGGAUCUUCUCUUUGAGUGCGUGGAAUCUCAUCCUGACCACGUACAAUCUGUAAUUCUUCUUGGAAUUAUAGCUCUAUUUAAUUCUGAUACUGAAGGUAUCGAAGCAGUAACUGCAGAAUUACAAACUCUUCGCACCAAUAGAAAUAUCACGGAUGCAGAACAAGCUCGUGUUGGGGAAGUUCUUCGUUCCAUCGCUGCAUUUGCCGAGAAGGAUUCGGAGCUCAAGGUCAUAGCUGAGAUACAGAAAGAUGUAGUUCUUCAUCCAGAAUCAAUGCAUGGUUGGUCGAGAUUGGCCAACCAUUUUAGUGAUCAAGAGGCCGCCGAGAUGGCAGUAUUGACGGCUAAAAAAUCUGUACCUCCGCGUGGAACGCUAGCUGCUACAGAUUUGACUACCGCGUAUGCGGGAACAGGAAAGGUUGGCGAUGCUCAAAGGGGUAUCAUGGUUGCACCUUGGAAGAAAGAUGCCUGGGAGGCUUUUAGUAAUGGCAUCUCUGCGUAG
Molecule: messenger RNA, 4260 nt
Organism: Sclerotinia sclerotiorum 1980 UF-70
Lineage: Eukaryota; Fungi; Ascomycota; Leotiomycetes; Helotiales; Sclerotiniaceae
Exons: 2
Coding region: 1-4260 (1419 amino acids)
Cellular component (GO): Ski complex
Molecular function (GO): protein binding
Source: RefSeq, a predicted model, not a curated record